GACUACGAUCAAACAAAGCACCCCACUUAUUAGAUAUUGAUGGUGAAAGAAAGCAUCCCAAGGAAUGUAGUUGGAAGGUCUCUCACCUCUCAUGCCCUACCAGCAACCUCUCAAGAAGACUUUCAGCUUGCCAUGUAAUGCCUCCUUGCUGCACAUAAAAAUAGCUAUGCCUUUUCCAGGAUUCAAACCUAUGGCCAUUGGUGUGGUAGUGACCUUAACUAACCACUAUACCAACUAUGAUUAAUUUUUUUAAUAUAGUAGUAGAAACACCUUGGAGUAGUUUCUCAUAGGGAUUCAUAUUCCUGUGUAGCAUCUGAAUCUGUUUAAAGCUUAAACACUUGCAGUAUUUUAAGAAUUAAUCUGCAGACAUUUAAGAUCUAAAAUAGAGUCAUGUAUUUAAAAUGAGCAAUACAGAACAUUAAAUCAUGAAGAAAGUUCUGUGAAUUUUCAUGAUAAAUAAGCUAAAGCAGUACAAAAAUGUAAGAAACUUUCAUUGAAUCCUUUAAGCACCAUUUUGUUCUAUGAUUUUUUGCCAUCCAGUGGCUGGCAUAGCUGGGAGGGGAGCAAGAGAGUACGCCUGUCCCCAGCAUCCAGCUGCAACAACCAAUGGGUACCAAACUGAUGUUCCGCAUUGCAUUUUGGCAAACAGAAAUGGGUGCAAAAUCUUCAAUUGUCCCAAGCAAUGAAAAUCAUUUGGUUUAUUCAUAAAGAAGCUAUCAAGGUGUUGAUUCACAGUCUCCAAUAAAGUAAACCCCAGGCUGUUCAGAGAAUUUUAAAAUAACUCAAAGAAAUGAAAAUCUCAGGAGAUAAGGUUUGGUGAAUAUUGAGAAUGGCACAGAACAUCCCAGCUAUACACAAUAAAUUUUUAUCUGGCAUUCAUUGAGAGGUGGAGCCAAGCAUUGACAUGACAGCAGACAACAUCUCGAUGAUUGGUCAGUUCUGGGCACAUUGCUUCAAUUUCUGAUUUUAAAAGUAUUACUAUCUGAUUCUCUUCACUAAGAAGUUCUCUAGCAUGGCAUUCAAAUCCCACUUGGUUUUUGUUUAUGGAACUCUGAAGAAAGGUGAACCAAAUUUUGACCUUUUAAAAAGUGCUACAAAAGGAGAAGCCAUUUAUAAGGGAAAGGCAAGAACAGUCAAAAAGUGGCCUCUAAUCAUCGCUUCAAGGUUUAAUAUUCCAUUUUUGUUGUAUCAAGAAGAUGUAGGAAAGCAUGUUAUUGGGGAAUUAUAUAAAGUUGAUGAUUCAGUGCUGACUGAAUUGGACAUUCUGGAAUGCCAUCCAAAAUAUUAUACUAGGAUGAUUGAAUCUGUAGAACUUAUUGCAAAUGAAAAUGAAGCCUCAGAGGGAAAAAUUUUGAAACCAUGGAUAUACUUUUUGAAGAAUUUUCGCCCAGAAUUACUAGAAUUACCUCACCUGGAAGAAUACUCAUCAAAAGGUCCACACGGUCUGGAGUAUGUUUCCAGUGAAGAUACCAGUGAUCCUGAAGAUAUAUAUGAGACAUCCCCUGUGGAAAAAUUGCAAUAAAGAACUUUUUUAAUGCCCUUCAAACUGAAGACUCAGAAUUUUAUGAUAUUUUGGCACAGAGAGCAUUAUAUUAAAAUAAUAAUAUAGUGAUUAUUGUUUUUUUAUGUUUCUUAUAUGAAAUAUUAUUGAUACUUUUUAUAAUGUGUUAAGAAUAGUUAUAAAUGUAUUUCCCAUUUAGAAACAUUGUCUUUAAAAUUAAUCCAUUUUGAGUCCCUUAUCAAAAAGUCCCAAUUGAUUAUUCAUCUACAAGUGAUUCUGCUUUUGGUUCAAAUAUGCAGCUAACUUGAAUUCAGUUUGAGUCAAUUUAUUCUUGCUCAUGUUGAAAAUACUCAUACUUGUGAAAUAUAUGUAACCCAUUCAAAAACCCCACCAGGGCAUGUGUCUCAUAAUUGUACAAUAGCUAAAUAUUAGUAUUUUUACUUACUGCAAAAUAAGACAUUAACCUUUGUAAACAGCCAAAAUAUUCUCCAUUUUUUUCUGAAAUUCAAGUAAAAUUGUAGGUAAUGAAACACCACUGUUAAAAAUAAUGCUGUAUAACAAGGCUUUUUUGACCCAUUAAAAUAAGAGAUAUGUCUGGAACAUACAUGUUCCUUUGGGUCUGAAAAGGGUCUUAAAUUUUCAAAGAUCUGUUAAAUUAAAAUUUUUUUAAAAAAAGUUGUAAUAAUAAAGCACAGAAUUUUGCAUGUAAAUCUUGAGAAAGGAAGAAAUUUAGAGGAAAAAUUCAAUAUUUAUAUAUACCUAGCUAACAUAUGUUUUGAGUACAACAAAAAUAAUGUCUUGCUUUUCGUAUUACAGUUAAGUUUAUAACUUUACUGAUUUUCAUACAAAUGUAUUCUUGAAUUCUAGAAUUUACCAGUCAUCCAUAUAUUUGGAUUGAGAAGGAGGAAGAAUGUCAUUAAAAAGAAUUGAAUGUUGUGGACCAUUUUUUUUAAAUGCAUGGUGUGAGGUUUAUAGAAUUCCAAUGAUCAGAGUAUCUUAUUCUUUCUCUUAACCCAAAUGAAGUCCAAAUUUUUUAAAAUUUAUUUAUGAAUUUGUACAGUAUUUUUAUUGGUUUAAAUAAUAAAAAAGAUAGUGCAGAAGAAUAUAUGUUGCUGUUAAAUUCCUGCAUUUUCUGGUGUGUAAAAUGCUUCCCAUUUUCCUGAGACAUUUGUGGAAAAAUUACACAUUUCUAAUUUAUGUUAUGGAAAAAUAAAUUAUUGUAUAAAUUU
Molecule: messenger RNA, 2730 nt
Organism: Stegodyphus dumicola
Lineage: Eukaryota; Metazoa; Arthropoda; Arachnida; Araneae; Eresidae
Product: gamma-glutamylaminecyclotransferase-like
Cellular component (GO): cytosol
Molecular function (GO): gamma-glutamylaminecyclotransferase activity
Source: RefSeq, a predicted model, not a curated record